Molecule: messenger RNA, 1299 nt
Organism: Linum tenue
Lineage: Eukaryota; Viridiplantae; Streptophyta; Magnoliopsida; Malpighiales; Linaceae
Source: the annotation of a GenBank genome assembly
AUGAUCACCCAGCUCGGAGACGAUCUCCUCGUAGAGAUUCUCAUCCGCCUCCCCGAUCCUAGACCCGCCUGCCGCUGUAAAUCAGUCUGCAAGCGGUGGAGCUCCCUCAUCUCCACUCCCUCCUUCAACCGCCGCUUAAUUCAUCACCACCACCGGAGUUGGAACCAACUCCCUCUGCCGGAGGAUCCGAACGAGCUGCAAUCGACCGUCCGGAGCUUCCUCCCUCGCGUGCACAUCAGAGACGAAUUGAGAGUUCUGGAUUGCUUCAAGGACUGGGUUUUGUGCGGGUUCUGGGAUUUGGAAGACGACAACCACGAGUCGAGGAGAUCGUACUUGGUCUGCAAUCCGUUCACGAAGCAGUGGGUCGCCCUUCCUUUAGCGCCUAAAAAGCAUGUUGACUACGCCCAAUCCCUCGCCAGGUUAGUCUGUGAACCCUGCAAUCCUAGGAAAUUUGAUCUAGGAGAUGAUGAACAAGCAUUCGUCUAUUCUUCCGAGUAUCGGUUCCGAGUCGUGUGUAUUUAUAAUGUGGGGCCGACUACGAUGCUAGACGUGUUUUGUUCCGAGUCCUGGAAGUGGACCAGGGAGAUUCUUGCUAUCCGCCGCUGUCUGAGGAUCGGAAACAAAACUGUAGUUUCGUGCAAUGGGGAGUUGUUCUGGUCCUAUCAUAAAUUCGAAGAUCUGAAAGAAGACCGGCUCCAUGGUUCGGUGGCGGCCUUCAAUCCUUUCCGUCUCGAUAUACCCCCCACUUCCAUUGAUGUUUCUGCGUUUGACGCUAAACCGUGGUGGGUUAUUUCGGGCUCGCAAGGCGCAUUGCACGUGAUUGCAUUCGAGGGCAGAGUAGGUGUCAUUGGGUGGCUUUCAAGUGUUUGGAGACUGGAAGAAGACCGACGAUCCUGGAGGAAACUGUGUGAAGGGUUGGUAUGCAACAAGAAAUCGAGGUGUGGUAAAUAUCGAGUUGAGAGAUGCCAUCUUCAACUGUGUCUGCAUCCAUGUAAGCCAGAAGUUUUGUUGUUCAACUGGCUUGAGGGUGGUGAUGCGAACGCUAUACUGUCCUGGGAUCUGCAAACAGAAGAGGUGGAGUUUUUUGCUGAACUAGAAGGUGGCGCUGCUGUCAGUUGUAUUAUGGUGUUCCACCCUCGUGUUCAUUGCUGGCCUACUUCGAUCCAAUGUUUUAGAGAUUGUACCCUACCGCCCAAACAGACUGGUAAUAUCGCUUAUUGGGCACGAAAGGGUAGGCGGUUUUACCGUACGAAACGGUUGAACUACCAUAGUUUUAAUACAAAAUACCUUAUCUCAUAA